This is a messenger RNA of Penicillium argentinense, 678 nucleotides long. RefSeq lists its product as uncharacterized. The transcript has a single exon. Gene Ontology annotation, molecular function: DNA binding. Gene Ontology annotation, biological process: regulation of DNA-templated transcription; aflatoxin biosynthetic process. Bases 1 to 678 code for a protein of 225 amino acids. Gene Ontology annotation, cellular component: nucleus. The record is from RefSeq and is a predicted model, not a curated record. NCBI's taxonomy places the organism in Eukaryota, Fungi, Ascomycota, Eurotiomycetes, Eurotiales, Aspergillaceae.
AUGCGCAACCUAUCUCAAACCAGCAAUCGGCAUUCAACAUCAUCAUGGCCCAAACAAAACUUCACCUGCACCAAAAAAGAUAAAACCUGCACCUCCUCCAUCCUCCAAGCCCUCCAAGCCCUCUGCAUCCCCCCAACAGCCUGCCUCUCCAUAACCGACGACCUCUUUACCGCCACCUGCAAACCGAGCCCAAAUCCGAAUCCCGGACAAGGACCAUUCCGCAAGAUGGACGAAGCGCUCAUGACAAACCGCUCUAUCAUCAACCUCGCCUCGACCGUCCUACAAUGCCCCUGCUCGGCAACGCCGUCCGUGCAGUUACUACUUGUUACGAUCUGCGACAGACUGGUUGCAUGGUACAGGGCGAUGAUGCGCAGUGAGGAUAAUUUUGCGCCGGUCGGAUUCAUGUCGGUGCAGGAUGACGAUGAGCGGAUUGUACCGCUGCCUAUUAUGAUAGGUGGGUUUGCGGUUGAUCCGGUUAUUCAGAUGCGGAUGCGGGAGCAGUUGGUUUGUGGGGAGCUUGGGAGGGUUGAGGAGUUGAUUAGGAGGUUUGCGGAGAGGGUGCAGGAGACGAGGGAGAGUUUAGACGUCGGGCAGGGGGAGAAGAUUUUCGAGAUUUUGAAUAGCUUGUUGAGGGAUCAGUUGAGGGCGAAGGCUUGUGUUAUGAGGAGGGUAGUUUAG